AUGCGAUCUUUUUUAAUAGAUGCAGAUAAAAGGGGAGCAAGCAGUGCCGGAGAGGAAACUUCGCUGACACAAGUGAAGAACACAGCAUAUGAUGUUGAAGAUGUUAUUGAUAUGUUCAUGUAUCACAUCAAUAGCCACCACAUUGGGGGUCGAUUUGCUUGGUUCCUUCACCGCACAAUUUAUAUUCCAGAGACUAUUUGCGUGAGGCAUAAAAUAGCCAGCAAGUUACAGAAAAUCAAUAAUACAAUCAAGACCAUUUCAGAGUUAAAUCAGAAAUAUCAUGAUAGUCACAAAUGGGUUGUGCGGCAUGCUGAAUCAUCUUUGUUUGUUGAAGAAGAUGAACUUGUAGGGGUCAAAGAUAAAAGAAAACAAUUAAAGACGUGGUUGAAGGAUAGAGAACAACAGACUGUCAUUUCAAUCCUCGGGAUGGGAGGAUCUGGCAAGACCACCCUAGUUGCCAGCACCUACAACAGUGACGCUGUAAAGAGACAUUUUGAUUGCUAUGCAUGGAUCACUGUCGCCCAAACAUAUGAUGUAGAAGACUUACUGAGGAGCAUGAUUACGGAAUUCUAUGAGUCAAGGAAGGAAACAAAUCCAUCAGACUUGAGUUCCAUGAACUACAGACUGUUAGUAGAAAUGCUGGUGAGCUGCUUAGAGAAGAAGUCAUAUCUUCUUGUCCUAGAUGAUGUUUGGGACACAAAUGUCUUGGACGAACUAAAAGUAUCACUUCGAGAGAGAUAUCCUGGGAGCAAAAUCAAGAACAAAUUCUGGAGCAAAUCCAGGAGCAAAAUCAUCCUUACAACUCGUAAAGAUGAUGUAGCUCGCCAUCCUUUUAUUGGUAUACCUUAUGUUCAUCAUAUUCAAUUGCUAGAACCGGAAGAGGCGUGGGAACUCUUUUGCAAGAAAGCAUUCUUAAGCAGUCCAAACAGAAGCUGUCCGCCAGAGCUUGAAUGUUUUUCUAAAAAACUUGUGGGAAAAUGCCAAGGCCUACCUCUUGCUAUAGUGGCUUUGGGCAGUCUUAUGUACUCCAAGAAUACGUCUCAAUGGAAUCAAAUUUAUAGUAGCUUGAAUUGGGAUCUAAGUAAAACUCCUGAGCUAGAAGCAGUGAAGAGCAUUUUGUUGCUUAGUUUCAACGAUUUACCAUAUCAAUUGAAGCAUUGUUUCUUAUAUUGCUCUAUUUUCCCUGAAGAUCAUGAGAUUCGAAGAAAAAGGCUCAUUAAGCUGUGGAUGGCAGAAGGAUUUGUGGAAAAAGUUGAAGGGUCCACUCUAGAAGAAGUAGCAGAUAGCUAUCUAGUAAAACUCACUUUCAGGAACAUGCUUCAAGUUGUAAAGAGGAAUGAAUUUGGAAGGCCACAGAGAUGCAAAAUGCAUGAUCUUUUGCGAGAGCUUGCUCUAUCAAUAUCAGUCAAAGAAAAGUUCGGUGUUGUACAUGAUGGAGGAGAAGAAAUGAAAGAAUGCAGAGCACGCCGCAUUUCAAUUCACAAAACAGAUGGAGAACUCAAAUCAUUUACAAAUAUGUCAAAGAUUCGCUCUUUUCUUGUUUUUAACAAGACGUUGAAAACAUUGCCUUUAGGAAGUAAAAUGUUAAGGGUUCUAGAUUUGGAGGAUGCCCCCAUUGAUGAAUUGCCUGAUGAAGUAUUCCAAUUAUUCAACUUAAGAUAUUUGAAUUUAAGGGGAACCUUACUUAAGAAGCUCCCAAAUUCUAUAGGAAAGCUCCUUAAUCUUGAAACCUUGGACAUUGGGGACACACAAAUAAAGACCCUUCCUCGUGGAAUAGGAAAGUUGCAAAAGUUGCGGCAUCUAAUUAUGUACUAUCGCUACAUUGGAAACUCGAAUGACUUCAAAUGUUUUACAGGGAUGCAAGUACCAUCAAAUAUCACUCAGUUAAAGAAUUUGCAAACUAUGGGUACUAUUGAAGCAGAUGAUGACUUGAUAAGACAAAUUCGAAGCAUGACCCAAUUGACCACAUUCGGUAUUUCAAAAGUGAAAGCAGCAAAUGAGACGGAUUUAUGUAUCUCAAUUCAAAACAUGACAAGUCUUAGGAGCUUGGGUAUCAUGGUAACUAAUGAGGAGGAAACUCUCAGAAUGGAUGCACUCUCAUCUCCUCCUCCCAACCUUCGAAAGCUUAUUUUGACUGGAAAACUAGAGAAGGUGCCACAAUGGUUUUGUUCACUUCAAAGCCUCACAAAUUUGCAAUUGCAUUGGUCAAGACAAGAAGAAAAUCUACUCCCUUACAUCGCUGCUUUGCCCCAUCUGGGACUUCUUGUACUUAUUAAUGCCUAUGUUGGACAACAGCUAUGUUUCAGUACAGGCUUUCUUAAGCUUACAAGAUUGGAAAUUCGUAAUUUGCCUCCAUUGAAUGAGAUAAUAAUAGAAAAAGGGGUGAUGUCAAAUCUGAAAUCCCUAGAGAUUGACAGCUGCAUGGAGUUAAAGACAGUGCCCAAGGGCAUUGAAUACCUUAAAAAUCUUCGACAACUGGAUUUGAAAUCUGUCUCAAUGGAACUUAAAAAUCGCAUUGAGAGAGAAGGAAGAUUAGAUUUUCCAAAGGUGAAGCGCAUCCCAAAGGUGUACAUCUGCCUUUUCAGAUUGAUGGAGGAGUUAGCUAAGUCUUGGAGUUGUCUUACUCUCUCGGACGUGGAGGUUUCUAAAGUUAGUAUCACAGAGGAAGAAGCAAUACCAGAGUUCGUACUUGCAGCAAAGUUUCUCACUAAGAGGGCUCUGAAUGUGGAGGCUAUUGCCAAAACUUUUACACCCAUAUGGAGGAUGAAAAACGGGUUUAGGGUGACAAAGGAGAGUGACCACGUGGUGCUCUUUACUUUCGAUAACAAAACUGAUCUGGAGCAAGUUCUUAAUACAGAACCAUGGAGCUUUGAUAAGCACCUUAUGGUUCUGCAUAGGUACACGAACUACCAGUUCGGUUUUGAACAAGGGCUGUGGCAGAAAAGAUUUGUGGCGCUGCUGGUGUGGGGUCGUGUGGUUUCUUUGGAAAAUGGGAAGGAAAUCUGGGUUUCUUUUAAAUAUGAGAGGCUGUCAAACCUGUGCUACUGGUGCGGCAAUCUCACACACGAUGACCGGGAUUGCGAGGUGUGGAUUGAGAGUGGUGGCACGUUACCAUCUGAAGCCCAACAGUAUGGUGCAUGGAUCAGAGCUUUACCAUUUGUGCGAUCAAAAAGAAGCUCCGUCUCUGUUCUGGGUUUCUACAAGCAAACGACUACAAGUUCAAGUACACCGACUACAGCAAAGCAGCAUGAAAAACCAAGGGUGAUGAUUCGGCGAGGGGGUCCGGUGCCGGAAAUUAUCAGGUCCGGUACAGAGAAGGAGACGCCAAAUCAGGAAGGAAAUAAAUCUCCUGAUUUUCAGGAGACAAAUCCGGUAGAAUCCAUGCCUUUCCAUACAGACUCCCACGUGGAUAUUGAAGUCAAUGCUGGUAAUACGGAUCAGAUUAAAGGGAGCCUAUCUGCUGAGUUGUUUGAAGAGAAAUUAGAGGAGAUUAAUCGAGAAUUGAGCAAAUUUGACACGGCAACUGAAUUUUAG
Messenger RNA from Quercus robur (English oak), 3534 nucleotides. RefSeq names its product disease resistance protein RPM1-like. Gene Ontology annotation, molecular function: ADP binding. Bases 1 to 3534 code for a protein of 1177 amino acids. The record is from RefSeq and is a predicted model, not a curated record. NCBI's taxonomy places the organism in Eukaryota, Viridiplantae, Streptophyta, Magnoliopsida, Fagales, Fagaceae. The transcript is spliced from 5 exons. Gene Ontology annotation, biological process: defense response to other organism.